Tarenaya hassleriana is the source of this 2302-nucleotide messenger RNA. RefSeq names its product U3 small nucleolar RNA-associated protein 6 homolog. Gene Ontology annotation, biological process: maturation of SSU-rRNA from tricistronic rRNA transcript (SSU-rRNA, 5.8S rRNA, LSU-rRNA). Lineage: Eukaryota; Viridiplantae; Streptophyta; Magnoliopsida; Brassicales; Cleomaceae. The transcript has 6 exons. Gene Ontology annotation, cellular component: small-subunit processome; Pwp2p-containing subcomplex of 90S preribosome. Gene Ontology annotation, molecular function: snoRNA binding; protein binding. The coding region runs from base 76 to 2019 and encodes 647 amino acids. The record is from RefSeq and is a predicted model, not a curated record.
GGAAAAACUCACUCUUCGUUACUAUCCGUCUUGCCUUAAACCCUACCAUCCGAGUCGCCGCCGAGUGGACUCGCCAUGGCGGACGUCGUCCAAUACCCCCCCGAGCGGAUGGUCAAUGAGCUCGAGGACCUCGAGAAACGCGGAAUCUUCACACGCGUUGAGAUCGCUGAGAUCGUGAAGCAGCGCCGGAAGUUCGAGUACCGGCUGAAGAGGCCGAGCCCGCUCAAGGAGGAUUUCAUUGCGUAUAUCGACUACGAGACUCAGCUCGAUCAGCUACGCCGCUUGCGAAAGAAGGCGGUGGCGCAUGAGGCCAAGAAGAAGAUGAAGAAGUCGGUGUCUGAUUUCUCGGGCGUCGCGAGGAUCGUGGAAAUCUAUAGGCUGGCGACUAUGAAGUAUAAGGGAGAUAUCAAUUUGUGGUUUAGGUAUCUCGAGUUCUGCAGGCAGAAGAAGAAUGGGAGAAUGAAGAAGGUGUUGGCUCAAGUGAUUAGAUUUCAUCCUAAAGUUCCUGGAGUAUGGAUAUACGCUGCAGCAUGGGAGUUUGAUCAAAAUUUGAAUGUUGCAGCAGCUCGUGCUCUUAUGCAGAAUGGUCUGAGAGUGUGUCCACACUCAGAAGACUUGUGGGUGGAGUACCUUCGCAUGGAGCUCACAUACCUAAAUAAGUUAAAAGCUCGUAAACUUGCCCUCGGUGAGGUUAAAGGAAAUCUGUUAGGAGACAAGAAAAGCGCCGAGGACGGGAAAGAGACGGGUGAAAUAAACGAUGAAUUUUUGCCUAUAGUUGUGGAAGAAGGUUCCAACGUUGAAGAUGAUGAUACUAGUGAGAAAGUGGAUGUCUUUCAGGAAAAAGGGUCGGAUGUUCUUCAGACCAUAUAUAGUGGAGCAGUUGAAGCACUUCCUUCUAGUUUUAGCUUGAGACAACGCUUUUUAGAGAUUUUGGAUGGAACUGAUUUGGCCCGUUCAGAAGAAAUCCGAAAUCCGAUUCUAAGUGACAUGAAAAGAGAUUUCUGCAGGGAGCCUGGAUACUGGGAUUGGCUUGCAAGAUAUGAAAUGAGUGAUUCUAUUAGCCGAGGGACGAGCAAAGGAAUUGUGAAUUCUCAACUGCAAAAGGCUAUUCAGGUAUAUGAGGAAGGUAUACGAACCGCUACUUCGAGCGCUAUGUUUGAUAUGUUUAUUAAGUUCUUGAUGGAGAUUAUUGCACCAUCAAACAGCGAUGAUAAUCAAAUUUCUCCAUCGUCCAACCACACUUCGGAUUGUGUUUCACAUCUCAUUAGUGUGUACCAAAAGGCUGAUGCAACUGGUUGUUUGACUGAGGAUCUUGCUUGCAAAUAUGUUUCUUUCUACUUGCAACUGGAAAGGACACAAGAGGCUCAGAAGCUAUCUGAAAAACUUUGCUCCGGAAGAUUUAUGGGGUCAGCUAAGUUAUGGCUUUCAAGGAUCUCAAUCAAAAUGAGAUCCCUUUCAAAGGAUUCCACUUCUCCUAGUAACGAAGAUUCACAGUCAAUCUUUGAUCUUCUCUCUAAUGCUUUGAAAAAAGUGCCGAUCUCCGAAUCUGAGAGCUUGUGGCAAAUGGCCCUUAAGUUCUUCGCUAAUCAGAGAAAUUAUCUUGACAAGCUCAUCGAGAUGUCCGUUAUUUUGGUAACGAAAGGCGGUGGAGGUGACCAUGGGUUUUCUCCUGCUUCCAUGGUUGUAAAUUUUAUUCUUCAAACUAGAGGGAUUCAGAGUGCAAGAGAGGCAUACAAGAGGUUCCUCGCUCUUCCCCACCCCGGACUCGUUCUCUACAGAGUCUGCAUCGAGAUUGAAUCGAACCUUGCAUCUCUAGGUGAUAAAGAUUGUCUCAGAAAUGCUCGGAAGUUGUAUGAUUCUGCUGUUGCAACGUACAGCCAAGAUGCGAAACUAUGGCAGGAUUACUACUCAAUGGAGACAAAGCUGGGAACGUCAGAGACAGCAAAUGCGGUGCAUUGGCGUGCAAGAAAGACUCUCAAGGACUCGGCAGGAUUCAUCGUACCACCUGAUCUGUUAUGAUCGAUCGAAACUGGGUUUUGUCCGAAAUUUUUUGUCCUGCAAAACAGAGUAGGUGUAAUAUCAUCAGCGACUUAGAGUGGAUUGUCCGAGGACGGUGAUGUUGUUUUCUGACCCCAAGAAAUGGAAUUUGGUUCAAGAAAUUGUCUUUUGAAAGGCUGGAAGUUGUUUCUAAGUUUUUGGAACCAUUUUUUAGGCAUUGUUGUUUCUGUUUUUGCCCAAACAUGACCUGGUUUUUGAAGAUGGAUAUGGUAAAAUCCUGUAAAUUGCAGUGAUUUCUAGACUA